Molecule: messenger RNA, 3719 nt
Organism: Leptopilina heterotoma
Lineage: Eukaryota; Metazoa; Arthropoda; Insecta; Hymenoptera; Figitidae
Product: probable basic-leucine zipper transcription factor R
Exons: 6
Coding region: 206-2119 (637 amino acids)
Cellular component (GO): cytoplasm
Source: RefSeq, a predicted model, not a curated record
GCAUGCGCCUAAUGACAGUACACCGAUCGCACCUUGCGUUCAUCCUCUUUAGUCAUAAAAAUAAUAAACAAAAGGAAACGAGUGCAUCGAUGCAUCUUUUCUUCCAGUGUUUUUGAUCAUGUGUUUCAUCGAGUUUGUGCCUAAUUAAGUGUGUUUUCCUUUUUAUACAAAUUAGAAAAAAUUAUUCAACUUAUAGAUUUUCAAAAUGACUGAGGGUGUUGUAAUAAAAACAAAGCGCAAUGGGGCUCGAAUUUUCAAAAAUCCCCCACAACCUCAUAUGUGCAUUCAAGAUUUCAUGCAGGGUUCCGAACUUCCUUGCUACGUUAAUGUCUUGUCGUGGGACAAGGUCGCUACGCAUUGCAACCUCUAUCAGAAUGUGCCACUUUAUGGAGGAAUGAGAGUAUCACCCCCUCGAGGGGAAAAAGCAGAAGUUGGCGUUUUUGCCGUAAUUGCACAUCCCGAUGUUCUCAAACAAUACGGAAAAAAUUGCAAAGAUCUCAAGGAACAAGCAACGCUGAUAGAUUCAUUGCUAGAUUUCGUGGAGACGAAAAAUGAAGGUGUCUACUUUUCGCGACAAUACGUAAUUCUUAAAGACAAAGAUAUCACUGGUGAAUUAAAAGAAGUCUGGAUGGCCGUUCAAGCCAAGAGAGAAAGGGAAAAUCUUCUACCCCAACAAGAGACGUGGAUUGACGCUCAACCACCGACUCCACAAUAUCCACAAUACUCGGAUCAACAAACGCAACAUCAACAAUUACAAACUCCGCCUCAACAACAACAGCAGCAACCACUACAACAACAUCAGCAGCAGCAGCAACAACAACCACAACACGUUGAAUACGCACAUCCACCACAAUAUCAAUCAAAUGCCGCAUAUUCCAUUGGACCAUUGCCAAGCAAUGAAAUUGUAAAUCACGAACGUGAAAUUCUCUACAAUUAUCAACAGCAAAAUCCAAUAGUAACGCAGAGUGAGCAAAUUUAUCAAUCGUUUAAUCUACAGGAUCGUUGCUAUAAUUAUCGUGAACGAGGUCAACCGAAUAUGCAACAAAAUGCACCGCAACAAAAUUGUCCUGCUUAUCCGGCGCCUCAAUAUCAAUUUCAACAACUUCCAAGACAAAUGGUCCCGCAAUAUGUUAAUUCAAAUAUGCAUAUCAAUUCGAAUCCUAAUUCAAAUAUGGCUAAUCAGAAAUAUAAAAUGAAUGUUAGUUUUGCGUCGAAAAUUUAUGAGAAAGAUAGACAGAUGGAUCAGCAAAUGCAACAGCAAAAACAACAGCAACAACAGCAGCAAGUCAGUGAUAAAAGUCAAUCGAAUAAUACAAUGUACGUACCGGUUGACUAUAAGGAAAUGUGGUUGGCUGAUCAAGUGUUGCAACAACAGCAACAACAACAGCAUCAGCAACAACAACAGCAACAACAGAUGCGACAUCAAGUUCCGCGACGUCGCAUCAAACCCCGAUCACAUCAGCAUAAUCCACAGAUGCAACGACAAAUGCAACAGUUACAAUAUUGUCCCGUAACGGAAAAUCUACGAGUGGAACAGAUUCAUCAAAUUCAAAAGCAAAUGAAUCAACAAAUCCAGGAACAACAGCAAUUUAUUAAUUAUCAACAAUCGACCAAUCAACAAUAUCAAAUUCAAACUCAGCAAAUGCCACAAAGUCAAAAUCAACCUCAAUCUCAGUCCAAGAGAAAAAAUAGUCAAUAUAAUGGCGAUUUUAAUAAAACACAAAAUAGGACAAUAAAAUUGGGAUCAGACAUGAGAAAAUGGUCAAAUAAACAAGACUUGACUGAUUGUGAAAUAAGCGAUCCAUCGAAACGAACAACAAAAAAGCGAUGCUUCGUUCAAUGGAAUUCAGUGCCGAGAAAACCAAAAGUUCUUGGCGAUAAAUUAAAUCAAACAAAAGCCGAUGGUACAAUGGAAACAAAUGAUCAGGACGAGGGUUAUCAUCAAGCCUAUACGAUAUUAAAAAAGCCCGAGGCAUCAACAAUGGAAUCAUCAGCAACAAUAAAUAUCGGAGAUGUUUCAAAAUCCACAAGUUUGGAGGAUGAAAUCGAUAAGAAAAUCGCUCAGUUAUCCAUUGAAGACUGUAAGGAAACGACUGAAGUCAAUGCCGUGCUUUCGUGAUAGAUUAGUUAUUAAAUAAUUAAUAUACAAUUAGAAAGGUAAGAGACGUAAGUUAGUGUAAAUAACUAGAUAGCCUUCAUAAUAAUCGGUAACAAAAUAAUUGGUCGACGAGAUAAUUCCAAAUCCAUAAAAUUAUUCAAAUAUUAAGCAAAAAAAAAUGAAAAACGCCUUGAGAAACUGUCGAACCAAUUCUGCCUUUCAUAUUCUCUUUCUGGGUAGCUGAAAAUAGUUUCGAAAACAAAAGAUAACAUUGCUUUCAGACACCAAUUUUCAUUGCAAAAAAUAUAAAACGCGAUCGAGUUUUAAAGGGAAAAAAAAACAUUUCUUUAAUCUUUUUCUAAAACUUUGGAUCUAAAAUACUUCUUUUAGCAAUUAAAUCAAAUUUUUUAAUUUCUUUUAUUAAAAAACAAUUGUGCGAAUCUCGAAAAAUGAAAGAAAAUAGAUUUUUAAUUCUCACUUUACGUGAAAUUAUUGUACAAAGAAAAAAAAAUAUUUUCUUAAAGAUAUACUAUAUUUGUAAUUUUUUAUUUAAAUUAAAGACAAUGGAAAUUUUUUUUCUACUAUUUCCCAUAAAGUAGAGUUCUAAUUCUACCUUCUUUCAUAUUAUUAAAAAAAAAUUUUUUCUUCUUUUUCUUCUUUUUAAAAAUUGGAAAAGAUUUUUACAAAAAAGGGAAAAAUUGUAAUUUUAUUUCUCACUAAAAUUCUGAAAUUCUCUUUUUUCAAGAUAAUUUCAAAUUUUUUUUUCUUUUUAAAAACUUGAAAGACAAGAAUCGAAAAGGUAAAAAAAGUAUUCUGAAAGCAAUUUCGAAUAUUAGUUGAAAAUACAUCAUUAUUUUUAAUAAUUUAUUUUAAAGAGAAAAAUAAGUUUUAUUUUCAACUAUAGAGUAAAUAAUCAGACUUUGUUAAAAAAAAAUAGUUCGAAAGGGAAGCAGAAGGAAAUAUUUUAAUUUUGUGAUCGGUUGGGAUUUUUACUGGCGUGGCUGUGAAAAAGAAAAAGAAAUCAGCUAGGAGACUCACGAUCAAGCGAUAUUUUACAAAAAAAAGUGAUUCGGACAGCCAAAAAUUCACACGAGACAAUAUUUAGAUAACUGGAUAAAAUUGUUGAAUUUCAAAUUCGCAGAAUUACCUCCCAAUUCAAAGAAACGAGUCCUUGCAAAGAACUGAUAUUAACUUUUAUUAUGAUGAUUAUUAUUAUUAGGACUAUAAAAUUAAAGACGUAAGAAUUAAAGAAAAAAAAAAAAGAUCUUCUUUAAGAAAAAAGAACCGGAACGCCUUGUUCCUAAUUUUUGCUAGUAAACGCACUCGACACACGAAGGCUUCGGAUUUGACAUAUUAUAGGCUUAAGAGUUUCAAAAAAAAAAGAAAAAAAAAUAUGAAAAAAGCAAAAAAAAAAGCAUUGCAUGGAAUUUGAAAAAGAAAGAAAAAAGAAAAGUCUUUUAAAGACUUUCGUGUAAAAAUAAUAAUUGAACGAGCCAAAUUUUGUUGUUGGUAUACUUCGCGCCAUUUGUCUUCGCAGAUUAGUCAGGAUAGAAUAUUAAGAAAUUAAAAAAAAAAUGAUAUUGAACACCAUUUGUAAAUCGUAAAAUAGGUGCUCUUCCAU